CACAUUGAAUAACUCCAUUAAAAUAAUUGAGCAUUCCCAUUACCAUCUCUUUUUGCUUUCUCCUUUACAUCUACUUCCAUCGAAAGUAGAUGCUUUUAUUGUCAAAUGGAGGAUUAUAAACAGUCGACAUGGCCGCGACCAACUCAGUACAGCUUAACACAACAAGCGAUAACGUCUGCUGGGCGCUACAAAAUGAUGUCAAACAUUGUGAAAUUAAGCAGCACCAUAUUGGCCAUUAUAAUGGAACGUGCCUCAAGCUCCACGUUCAAUUGCAGUAACAAUUGGUGCAUACUGACCGGCUGGAAUCCAUCAGAGGAAGGCUUUUCCAUGCUGCAGUAUAAACCCACGGAUACAAAAAUCAUUUCCCUAGACAAUCUUACCAUACCCGAAAUGGGUAACCAGAUUUGCCAGGAAAUGUCAAAGUGGUUUAGUGAAAUUAUCAUCACAGAAUCUCACAUGCUUAAGUGGAUUUCAGUAUCAGAAGCAUGUCGCAUAGUCCGUCUCAACGUUGUAAACUCUUCCGUUAUUUGGUUUUGCUUUGAAAUGAAUACCUACGUAAAGCAGCUUAAAGUAAAACGCAGUCCACUAAACCUAAUUCCAGCGACGCUGCACCACCUGCCCAACCUGGAGCGUGUUGAGUUUCUUGCAACGGCUAUCGUCAGCAUUGAUUUCAGCAUGUUUUGCACCCUCCAGAAGCUAGAGCGUGUAGAUGUGAGCAAUGGCAAAUUGGCUCACCUAUCCGGUCCGACCGCUGCAACAGAGUGCAGCAAAAGUGGUCUGGAACAGAUUUACCUCAAUCGAAACCGCCUGAGGCACAUACAUUUAGACAUAUUUUCACCCUUCACAAAGCUGAUUCUAUUAGAUUUGAAUUUAAACGAAAUUGAGAACCUCACCGGUCAACUCACCAACCCGCAAAUGAAGAGCCUCCAACUAGCUCACAACCAUUUAAAGGUGAUCGAUUUCUGCGGCUGGACGGGCUCCAAGCUUCCAGAGCUGGUUCUGGCGUUCAACAAUCUAACCCGAGGACCGGGCUGUUUGUACAACAUACUGGCCAAAACGCAUAAUGCCAAUAAAUGGGCAGAAUUAUUCUAUCGUUAGUUUUGUUCGAGUAUUGUUUUAAUUUUAAGUUUACUUGUCAACUACCUAGUAAAUACUUAAUACUUGUUCAUGCUUCAAUACAGCUUUGACCAUUUGACUUACGAAAAUAUGUACAUUUUAUGUCGAAACAUGUGUUAGCUACCCAUGGAAAAUGUAUGCUAAUGACUAUUUCUGUCAAAUAACCAAACUUCUUUAAAAAAAAUCAAUGAGAAUAUACAAAUAAAACUACUAACUGCGUGCAUACCUGAACUCCGGAAGCGUCCAAAUAUUACCCACAAAACCUCCAAACCGUCAUACCAAAACCUUCUAAAAUUGAAACAGUGACAAAAAGCCGGCUUAUUUAUCAUUCCUUAUUAUCUUUACAGCCCGCAUUACAUUCACACCCUUUCACGUUUCAAUUGACCCAGCGCAACAGCAACGCGCCUUAAUUGAGCAGUACGCACCGCUUGGCGCGCUCACCCACCGCAGCAUGUUAAAUACCCUCCAAUUGCAUAUCAAUAAAUCGACACGACGCUGCUAAUAAAUGUGUGUAUUAAAUGUUGGGCAAACAAACUGGCCAAAAGCCCGAAUUUUCGGUGCAGGCUAAAGCGCAUUCGACAAAAUCGUGCCCUGCCCAAAACCCGGCACCGAUGCGCCGAAGCUUAAACCAAUAAUGGGCCCGGGCGAAACAGGACAGCCGGACAGCACACGGGUGUGACGAAUGCGAUUUUAUUCCCGCCUAACUUUUCCCACUCGAAGAGUGAACGUUGCCACGCGCUGCUCCCAAUUUCCCCACCGGCAAACAGUUUUCCCAACUGCGCCAUCGAUAGAGUCGCUUCCGACAGCAGCACAACAGCAACAGCAUCAGUUUAUCUGUGAAAGUAAACACCAGCGCACCAGUUCAGUGGAAGCAGUCUUACCCUUGUACCACCACCAUCACCAUCAGAGGAGCCGGGACGGGGUGGAAAAUGUUGGAAGUGCGUUGGUAAACGUGGAGGGGCCAAAGCUCGACUACUUCUGCCAGCGAGCGAGAUUUACGGAGGCGCAUCAAACCGGCAAAGUACACAAACACAAGCGCUAAAGCGUAGUGAAAAUGCGUUCACUUUUCCUCCGAGAAAGGGGAACGUGGAACGGUUUGGAAAUCGGAAGGAAAGAGCCCAUCCGUUCCGGCUCCGUCCUGCCCGCAGUCGUCGUGCCAUCGGGCGCGUCGCCAAUAUUACAGAUUCAUUAUGUUGAUAGAAUCAUCAUCAUCGUUUUGAUUUUGUAUUUACACAUAAUUUGAAUUUUAAAUAAACCGCUCACCGGUGCUGCCGGAGUGCGCUUGCGACGGUCCCUGGGCUGGGUCCGAUUGCCGAACCGUUCCGUACCGUGUUUCGUUUGCCCGUGCGUGCUACAAAAGCCUAUACACUUACUGGCUGGUUCGGCAAACGUUCCCGUUUUGCCUGAUGCUGCUCUGCUGCCACGCGGUGGAAACCAUUUUCGAAACCAUUCCUCUUGCGAGCGCCGGAAAUCUAUCAACUCAAAUCAACCACCGGCUACGGGCGGGUACGAAGCUACUGUGAUUCUACCGCUCCGUGGGGCAGGGAGGUUGAAGUGUUUCUCAAAGCGUCCGCUUGGGACGGAGCGCGUAGUGGUUCGAUGGUAGGCAGGCGUGCACGACUGUCGAUCUUUAAUCCUUGACUUGUCCUGCUGUGAAGCGGAGUGCCAGCAGUGACAGUAGUAAAUGAGAAACUGUCUGCUGAGCUGUACUUGCUGCCAGCAGCACUCGUGGGCACACGGGAAUUGAUAUGCUAAUUUCGCUCGUCACACGCACGAUAGUGGUGGAAUGGUGAAAUCGGUUUUGUUUUUCCGCCCGGGUCGGGUAGAUGGCGAGAAACGAUGGUGCGAUUUAUUCGUAUGCUAGCCAUUGCCACGGGAUAUGGGAAGGUUGUCAGAAGGUUUAUAAUAUAAAUCAAGUUUAAGUAAAGUGCGACAGGAUGAAAACUAGCCAAAGAGCUUUGAAGCAGAGCGAGCUGAACAGUUGUCGGUAAGAUUUUGAAUUGUUUGAUUGAAUUGUUCAAUUCUUUUUUUUCUUCUGCGAUUAGUUCUUAAGAGUGAAUUCUUAUCCGCUCUAGAUUAUAAUUCAAUAAUUCUUAACAGAUUGUGUCAACAUAAUCAAGUGCACUUUGUCAGGAGGAUCAGAAAUGACCAGGAUCAAUUCGCGAUGCUAUUAGCACAUAACGCUUACAUGUAUUAAUAUUAAACAGGCAAUGCCUGCUAAAGAUCUUGCGACCUUUUUCAGAAAUGAUUUAUCAGAAUUAAACGGAUAAUCUACCAUCAUAGCUCUUCAAGAGAUCCACCCUAAAUUUAUCUCAAGUUGUUGGGUAAUCUUUCCAACAACUACUCGAGACCGUAGAAUGAAUACUACAUAAUUGUAUAAUUCCACAUUGUAAUCGAGAAAUGCUCAUGUUCAACUAAAUAGUUUGAAGUAUUGGAAAUACUGUUCCAUUAGACUGUUUUAUGUCACAGAUUUGAUCCGGGACAAGCCAUAGAUGAGCUAACUCCAGUUCAGUAGUAUGUACUAAUAAGUAUCAUACGACUUUUUAUGUGCUUGAUGCAUGUCUUGUAUAAACUUUAUUAAAAUAGGAGUACAAAUGUAAACCUACAAUGAAAAUUUGAAGUUUAAAAUAACAUUAGUUUUUUUUAGUUACGAAAGGCUUGUAGAGUAAUGUAUCACAAAUUCUUUCAAUGGUUCGUUCUGCACUAUUUUUUGUCCAGAUAACGAAGGCUAAGAACAUCAUUAGUUAUAAAACAAGUCCCUCUGAUUUAUGUCACAUGCUGUUCAUUUAUCAACCGGAGUUUACCGAGCCAGUAAAAUUACGAUCAAUGUCAAAGGUUUGAAAAAUGGUCGAACCGUGGCACGUCAAAUGAAACAAUCUAUUUAAGAUGAACCACUAACGUCGAACGCAACACUGCUCCCCAACUGCUCACCAUUUCAAUCAACUGACUGGUAAAAGACGAUUAACAGCGUGAUGACAAACGCGCUUAAUCCCUGCCCGCCCGAAACUUUAUUUUUCCUUCACCGCUCAAAACCAAACUGAUCGAUAUUGGGAGGCGCAAACCAACUGUACCGGCCUCAACUCAAUAUCAUCGUCUCCAGCCAGCCAAACUGGGAGUGGUAGGAGUGCGAGAAAAAUGCAAAUUCUGUCAUCUGCCAGGCCAGUCGAUUUUCCACUUUCCCUCGAUUCGUUUGCGCGUACAUUCGCGCGAAACAACAACAACGUUCGUCGCACGAAAUAAAGCACCAACCAAAAACGGCAAACGGAAGUCGAAACGGCGGUGGCCACUGUUUAUCUUUCCCCGAUUCCGGAUUUUCACUGGAAUAUAUUGAAUUUAAGCAAAACCGGUGUGAGGUUUCGGUGCGACACCGGUUUCCCAACCACACGGUCAGAGUCAAUCCGUGGCACACUCACACCUAAAAAUAGCAGCCACCGGUACCCGGCCCGGGAUGAAAGCAGAAAUUAAACAAAAUCAGCGACAGUAAGCUUUCGUUUUUCUGUUCAUUUCUUGUGUUUUCUCUUGAGAGAGAGAGAGAGAGAGAGAGAGAAAGAAAGAGAGAGAGUGAGACGAACACGUGCCACGUGUUUGCAGACAAACGGCGUUACUUUACGGCCCGGUGCACAAACCCGGCCGGGGGAGGGCAAAAAUGAACAACUUUUCUUACGCCCAGAUAGAGCUUUUUCCCCUGAAUCUCUCUAUUUAUCUGCCUCAAACAAUCUCCAGCCACCAGUCACCAUACCGCCCGGAAUGGUGCAAAACGGAUCUGGCUAAAACAUAUUCUUCACCGCGUGUGUGGCUGCCCGCCCGCCUCUAGCAAGCGUGAGUAAUGAACGUUACGUACUAGAGGCAGCAGCGAGAAAAAUCUACACGUGUGCACACGUUCUACGUCACGCACAGCCCGUGCAAAAGUCCCAUAUACACAUCAGGCCCCAACCGUGAGGUCGGAGUGAAAAAUUAGGAAUUUCGUUAUUAAAUUUCCACCCAGUCACGUUUUCGACUUAUCAGAUUUGUUCGACAUCGACGAACUCCCCUUUCUACUGCUGUUGCUACGAAAGGUGUUAAAUGUUUCAUCGUGAUGGCAUUCUUUACGAUGACAACGGUGUAAUGUGCGCCCUUGUAACGGGGAGGAAGGCGAUCUAGGUACACAUAAAAACUCACCCACACACACACAUACAUGGAAACUGUAGCGGCAAAGAUUUAUAGAUUGUUGAAAAUCAUACCACAACUCGGCGAAUUUUUAGCAAUUUAAUUCAAACUCUGUCAGCAGUACGACUUUCUGUCGAAGGUAUGGGAUCAAUUUUUGGGAUCAUUUUUUUUUAAUUUUUGUUUUUGUUCAACAUCUGCCACUUGCUUUUCUACCUUAUUCUUUUUUUCAUCACGCUUCGCAUACAUUUCCGGCACCAUCCAUUCAUCAAUAACCUGGUGCAGGGGGUGUGCAUGAAUGGUUUGUUGUGUCACUAACGAUGAAAAAUGAUUAACAUUCUUUUCCGUUGUAAAGUGUUGUUGCGUUGUACGGAGCGCAGGGUUUGAGCCGGGUUAAAAGAUUACUGUUGCAAAAUGGUUUGUAAAACUUGUAAGUAAAAUAACCGCCGUAGAGUAGAGGCACGUGUGUACGUGUUACUUUGUUCAAGAUGCUGCAUGAAAUUUUGUUUUAUUUUAUGCUUUCCUUUUUCAGAGCGCUUCAAGCAAUAUAGCUACCGACCAAGUCGAUGCUGUAGUAUGACAUUCGAUGCCUAUCUAUUUUGAUGCUCCAAUCCAAUCGUCAUCUCAGAAUCAACGUUUUGCGUCGUCACCUUUAAUGAACCUUGAGCAGGCAAACGAGCAUGGGGUUCUUCGAUACCGAUGUGUAAAAUUUGUGUGAAUUAAAUGUAUAACAUAAAACAACCAUGCCGAUGUUACUAUACAAUUAGUACAAAACUGAACAAUACAAAAACAUGUCAAAAUGAUUAACAACUUUACGUGCAUUCGUGAAGAACUAAAUGCUACAGAUUUCAUCAUGAAAAUGGUUUACAAGGCGUAGGAGUUGAACAUUUAUGAUUAGAAUAUGUUUGGAUCUUUUAUUUUGCGAUUCGUAAAAGUAUCCAAAAAAACACCACAUUCAAUUUCUAACUUGUUCACAAACAGCGUGUUGUAUCGAUCAAUCAGUGGGACUUACAUUUGAAAAGUUACCUUAAACAAUAUUAUAUUGCAUAUUUGUAUUUAUAUGAACACAGUUACUACAAAAAAUUACUAGCCAACGUAUGUUAAUAUUUUUAUUUUUGGUCAUACAAAAAUAUGAGACCGUUUUGAUUUAGCACAAUUUGUUUAACCACUCUUUACUCUUUACAAAUAAUUUGUUCUUUUCAGUUCGCUUAUGCCGGACGCAUUCGCUCAGCAAACAAGUCACUACACACAUCCACAAUACCGUUGAACUUAAGAAGAGAACUAUCUUAAGGAGGUUGAUAUUUCAGAUUAACACGAUAAGCAACACAAAGUUCACAAAGACACCCAGCUAGCCGUAAAUAAAGCAACUUUAAAUGCGCGGACUCAGCUGUACCAAAACCUGUUCUGAAUCAACCAGCUGGGAAGCGGUGUUGGACAGGCCCUCAGUAAACCAGCUUAAAACAUUCCAGAAUGUAUUCAGCUACCAAAAAGGGCAUUGCUGAUCACUGAAGAUGUCGCAAUGUCUUAGCAGUUAAGGAACACACUAACACUACCACACAAUCGAGAGAGUUGUAUGAGCGAUCAAGGAUGAACAUUAUAAGAUAUAUAAAAAAUAUCUAUUAAUAAUACAGAUAUAUACAUACAUUUCAAAAUUGUUUGAUUGUCAAAUCGGAAUAAUCAGGUGACUUAACUGGGUACCAACGCUUUAAGCAAUUUAAGACUGAUUUAAAUUGUAUUUUAAAAUGUUACAAAACAAAGACCGACGUUAAACUAACGCCCAAUUCCAAUUCAACUUGAUCUCGCUUGUAAGCUCGAAACUCCAAACUAAACGAUCAACUUUCAUCAUCAUCAAAACUAGUUCAAAUGUCGGAAAUUUUAUUAUGCAACAAAACGCAAGGUCCCGAAGAAAAGUACGAGCUUCUUUCUAUUGCGUUUGAGAUAUUCAAUAAACUCGGCCUAAAACUAGACUGGUUUAAAAAAUAACUAAAUUUAGUAAACCUAUUUAAAUCUUAGAAACUGUACUAUUGCUGUAGAAAUGAUGACAAACAAAUACUGACUUUUUGGGUAGCGUACGAUCCUCACUAACACACACACACUGCUUAUUAAUAUUCAACUUUUGUGAACAACUCUUCUGCUAGCUGAUGGUGUGCAAAUCUUUCCUUCCGCUGACAUUCAGCAACCAUUCCAUCGUGUUGCAAAACACCCCCCAUUGCAUAGGCAAUAUCAUUUUACGCAACGCAAAAGGUGACUUUUCGUAUAUGGUCGAAUGAACGAACGAAGGCGUUAUUGGCGAGCUUAGAGCCAAUUCGAGCCCACCAAAUUCCAACCAAAAUAUAUGAGAUAAAAUUAAAAUCAACCCGAACACUGCUCAGCGUGUAUGUGUGUGUGUGUGUGCAUGUUUCGUAAACGUUCGUCUCGAACGCUUCAUCUCGGCUUUGGUGGUGUUGAUUUAGUAACAGCGUUUCACCAGCGGAAAGAAACGUAGCGUCCAACAGCUAGCGAGCUGGUCCUAAGGUUGUUUUAGACGGCGAACCUGCUCGAUGCUCGGCACCAUCGUCAUCAGUUUUUGGGGAUAAAAUAAGAAGUGAAACGAAGCGCACGAUUAAGAAAUGUAUCCAAUACACCAUCGACUGACCAGCAGCCGGAGGAGAAGAAACCGGGGUCGAGCGAAAGCCAAUCUCAAAACACAAAACAGACAACGAAAAGCCUAAAACGCGUAUCUUGUAUGCAUUAACCAGCCGCAACGCUAGUUGGGCGGAAGCAGGAAUCGACAUUCAGAAAAAUGCGUUGCGUCUGUGCCACGUGCUUGUCCGAAUGGGGUUGAUCCAACAUUGGACUUUUGUUGGCCAUUGUACGGUAAUGGCAAACAUUUUAGACAAGAAAAAAGCGAAAGAGCGAAUGCUGAUGGUGAGACUGUUUAGUUGGGAAAUUUGGUCCAUAUCUCCCACUAACCUCCACAAGCAGGUGAUAGUGAACUCUGGACGGAUCAUGGGAGAUGUGGCCAUUUUUCUCUCCGACCGUAAUUUCUUACGCUUCAGCAAGCGGUCCAAUCUUUUGUCACACACGAAACACACACGAAACAAAAAACCCUUUCGCCCUUUGUGGACGUCGUGUCGCGCAGACAACAGCAACAAAGCGAUCACAAUUAAUUCGCUCUCUGUUCAGCGUAAAAGCUUCGCAAGGUCAAACUUUUAGGGCGGGCUGCUGAUGAUGGUGAAUUUGUUACGAGAAACGAGAUUGCGAUGGCAACAGAACUGAGGGCUUGUGAAUUGAUAUUGUGACAGGGUCACUAGUGAAUUUGGAUGUGUUUUCUCAUCAUUUCGAGACGUUCGUUGUUUGAUCAGCGAAAAGAGCAUAAGAGGCGAGCAAUCGAUCGUAUCGAGCAAGUCAUUAAUCAUUCGUUUUAAGCUGUCGCUUAAAACGGGCAGUUGGUUGCAUAAGAGUAGAGCUUAUUUUAAACCAAACGAUCGGUGAGCAGCAAAGAUACACUAACAAGUGGCCGGAACAAAUAAAUGCUUGAAAUUUAAGCUUGCAUCAAUCGCAAGACAC
Molecule: messenger RNA, 8808 nt
Organism: Anopheles gambiae (African malaria mosquito)
Lineage: Eukaryota; Metazoa; Arthropoda; Insecta; Diptera; Culicidae
Product: toll-like receptor 13
Exons: 2
Coding region: 106-1098 (330 amino acids)
Source: RefSeq, a predicted model, not a curated record